AUGCAGCAGAGCAAACCGCCGGCUUGGGACCGGGCCCUUAGUGAUCCUGGUUUCGCGAGCGCCGUGGGAGAAAGCGGGGACGGAGCAGCUGGAGCUCGAAAGAUCGGGUUGAGCGCGGAGGAAAUCGCCAAAGUGAAAGAGGAGUGGGAGGAAAGGCAAAGACUAAAGAAGGAAAAGGCCAAGGAAAAAGAGAAGGAAAAAGAGAAGGAAAAAGAGAAGAAGGAAGAGGGGGACAAGGACAAGGACAAAAAAGAGGUCAGCGACGAUGUGAAGGAGAAAAAGAGCAGCGUCGCUGUCCCGUCGCCCGCGUCUGGGUCCAGUACGCCGUCGACUGCAGCGCAUCCGAGAUAUUCACUGCAUCGGGAUUUCUUCGCGAUGUAUAUACAGGCGGAGUCUGAACACAGAGAAAUUGACUGGCCGCCUUUCUGGCCAUCGACCACCAUCACCCGCUACUCACCGCACGCAACGCCUGCAACGUCGACCAGCCCUUCUUACACUCCUCAACAACCACCUUUGCCGCCUGGUCCCCCGCCACCACAGCCUGCCCAGCCAGAUUACACGGCCUACUGGGCAGCAGCGGCAGCAGCACAAGCCCAAGCGCCCCAUAUUCAGCCAGCAUUAGGUGCUUACAACCCUCAAUGGAACGCAGCCCAGCCCCCUAGACCUCCUGCUGAGCAGAGCGCGCUGUACGCGAACUAUGGCUAUGGGAACCAACAAAGCAACUGGCAGCGUCAACAGCAACAACAACAGCAACAACAGCAACAUUACCCUCCUCCACCACCUCCAAUGGUCCCUCAGCCGCCGCAAGCCCAGCCUGGUUACAAUCCGUAUCAGCCCACCGCUGGGUAUCCGCAGCCAUACAUCCCCCAGGCUGGUCCUCAACCAGUAGCUCAACCAGCGUUUCCACCUCCCCAACCACAACCACCUUUUUAUAUGCAGCAAGCCCAACAUAUGCAACAACAGCACCAGCAACAACAACAGCAACAGCACCAAAACCGAGCCAUUCACCACACACCACCGCAACACCUCCCCCCUGCUAAGCGUCAACGUUUUGAUGGACCUAAUUCGAAUCAACAGCGGCAAGCUCCCCCGCCACAACCACAAUUCUCGGCUCCACCGCCGCCUCCUUCAGUCGGUGGAGGUUAUUCGGGACCAGGGCAUGGUCAAGGGUCGAGAGGCGGGGCGCCUGUUGGUGGUAUGAGCGGAAGAGGUGGGGGCAACGCGCAGAGAGGAGGGGGUGGGGGAGGGGGCGCAAGAGGCGGGAGGGCAGGCUCAAUGGCUGGUGGUAGAGGUGGAAUGAACAAUCGUGGAGGAAGGGGUGCAAGCAUGGGGUCAAUCGGUGGUCAGAACAGAGGCGGGUCGAGCGGUCAGCUCAGAGGUCAUGGAUCGAGAGGAAACUUUGGUGGCAACAAGGACUUUCAUAAUCGUCGGACUGGUGGUCAAUUCGGUGGCUUCAAUCAUCAGAACCAAAACUCGUCGUUCAGGGGUCGUGGAUCUCAGAAUCAUCCAAAUCGAGGUUCGAGACACGAUGGCGGAGGGAACACGAAUAGCAACUAUGGUGCGAGGGAUGCACCGAUGUCGUCAAGUUACGGCAGCGUCAGUAAGAAAGACGAGAACAGAAGGACGCUCACAGAUUUCAAGAUCGUUGGUCUGGAAAUCCACGAUCUUAGUUGGGAAUGGGGUAUAGUCUCUUCAACACCUGCCAAGGCUGAAGUAAAGGACGAACCCGUAGAGGGUCAAGUGCCUUCAGAGCAAGCCGACAAAGAAGAGCGUCGUAAUAGUGAGAUCUCUGCGGGCUCAGACACCACGAUGAUCAAUCCUGAUCAGGCUCUGGCAGACCCCAGUGCUACUGCUGAUGUUGCGGCGGUGACCAAAGAGUCUACAGACCCUCCCACCCAACCUGCUGCAGAUGCCGCUUCCGCUGCGCCUUCUGCAUCUACUUCGUGUCCUCCGUCGCGUAUCCGGAUAUACUUCCAUACGCCUGUUACGCCGGACGAUUCAAAGCCUAUUCCACAUAACUCAUCUUCGUAUUCUGUUGCCUCUGAUUCGGGUCGCAAAGGGAAGCGCAAGAAGUUGGAGGAUGACGAUGGUGAUAUUGAAGAAGGUCGCGCACCCCCACCACCGCCCCAGAUGGCUAGUGGUGCUGGUGAUGACCGUUCUAGCGUUGCGGCUAGUGUUGCUCCCAGUGUUGCGGAAACUUCUAGUGAAGCGGAUUGGCUGAUGGCUGCGAUCGCAGAAGGCGAAGGCGAGGGAGAACAUACUCAGGCAGCGACGGAGAUAGAAGGCGAGCCUGAUCGUGAAGUCGGCGACGACGCGGAUGAUGACGACGAGUACGGCGAACAUCUUCAUGUCAGCCAGAUCGUAGAAGCGGACGCACCUGUGUACGACGAUGUGAUGGAUACUAACGGUCAAAUUGGUGAUACGGAUGGGAAUGGAACUGCUGCCGUUGACGAUCAUGCUGCCCACCCCUCAUCUUCAUCGGGGGAUGGUCACGAACACGAUGGUUCUGCUGUCGGAAAUGGGCACACUGACAUGGCGGUGUCUAUUGAAAAUCAGGCUGGGGAAGAGCCUUCCGUUGAGAUGGAAGCUCCUGAAGCGCCUUCUGCGGAUGCCAAAGAUCUUGGCAGCGACCCCGCAGCUGCCGAAGCUGAGGGCGAUGCCCCCGUUGUUACUGAGGACAAACUGCCCAUUGGCAAAUCGUUGCAGGCCGUUUCUGCGGAGCCUACACUUUUGGAUAUUCCGGACGACGGAGAGGCUUCUCAGGACAGCUCCACUGUGAUCAAUGGAGGCGAGUCACUGCAGGAUGCGCAACCAGAGCAUCUACCAGAGCCACCUGCGUCACCUGCAUCCAACACCUUGUCGGCUUCUACCCUUGGAGAUUCGUCUUCACAAUCACCUUCUAAGCCAGACCCGAAAGGCACAAGAACGCCAUCUGCUAAUCGCCUAUCGAUCUCGUAUGCUGGUGGCAACCGACGGCUGGUAAUCGACGCUGAGAUAGUCGACAAGCUUCAACUAUUCCGCCAAGACGGGAGAAUAGAAGUGAUUCUCAAUGUCGAGAAAGACAAGGACAGUGAACAGAGCCUGAAGGGGAUAAUCGUUGAAGGUCUUUCGGAGAAGUCAUCUUACACAUCGCUCCCAACGUUGGAUGAUGCCCCAGAUGUCACUGUACCACCAUUCAACAAAGCACAAAUCCCUUCAAAGAUGACCCUCAUCGUUCAUUUGGAUAUGACUCGUCCUCUUUCAGAACCCAAAUGGGCGAGGUCCGGUGAUAUCCAAGAAUGGCUAAAAAGCAUGUUUGGGCGAAUGUUUUGGGUGGCUGGAGAUGCAGCUGAAGGAUGGGAGAAGAAGAUUAUUGUCGUUGAUCCCGAUCCGCCUCCAACGAUUUGGACGGUUCUUGAGGGCUGGGCCGUGAAUUCUCCGGCUGGCAUGUCUUCUGAACGUCAACGCUUCCUCAAGACCCAUAUGACGGAUCCUGAUAAUGUGUUGGAAAUUCUACUCCGCCUUGUCAGAGGAGAGAGGGCCACCCCGUUUUCGCAGUCGGGGCAAUCAAUAUCACCACCCAGCGUAUCCGGACCGCUAUUGGCUGCGUCCCAGGGCUCGGCACACGGAGCGCAACAGACACAUGUGUCUCUGGCUGUCCUAGCUAUCUUCCGAAUGUCUGCUGAGUAUGCAACGAAGGCUCUUGGGGACAAAGGAAAAGAGGAGGCGGAAAGCAGGGUGGGCGAGAUCAUACGGUGUCUGCCGUCACAUUUGAUCUAUAAGAGCUUGGACGGCAUCUUCAAGGAGUGGAGAGUCGAGAAGAAGGGACGCUGA
Pleurotus ostreatus (oyster mushroom) is the source of this 3813-nucleotide messenger RNA. RefSeq lists its product as uncharacterized. NCBI's taxonomy places the organism in Eukaryota, Fungi, Basidiomycota, Agaricomycetes, Agaricales, Pleurotaceae. Gene Ontology annotation, cellular component: endosome. Gene Ontology annotation, biological process: vacuolar transport. The coding region runs from base 1 to 3813 and encodes 1270 amino acids. The transcript has 8 exons. The record is from RefSeq and is a predicted model, not a curated record.